This is a messenger RNA of Babesia bovis T2Bo, 2009 nucleotides long. Its product is annotated as U3 small nnucleolar ribonucleoprotein Mpp10 family protein. Gene Ontology annotation, biological process: rRNA processing. The coding region runs from base 40 to 2001 and encodes 653 amino acids. The record is from RefSeq and is a predicted model, not a curated record. Gene Ontology annotation, cellular component: Mpp10 complex; nucleus; sno(s)RNA-containing ribonucleoprotein complex. The transcript has a single exon. NCBI's taxonomy places the organism in Eukaryota, Apicomplexa, Aconoidasida, Piroplasmida, Babesiidae.
UUUUCAUUUGUAUAGUCAGUUGGUAACAUUAUUAUUACGAUGGAGAAGUCCAAUUCAGAGAUACCUGAUUCCACCGAUGCGUGCGUAUCACCAAGUGAACUGCUCCAAAGGCCGUGGACGCUGUUUGAUAAUACAAAGCAGUGUGAAUCGAUGCUACGUGACAAAUUGCUUGAGUUUUUCAAGGGAGUUGUUUUGCUCAAACGACGUAGAAUCCGUAUUGCCGAUGAAGUAGGCAAAAAGCGGUCAACCCGUUCCGCUGCUAUAAAGCGUGCGUUGGCUUUGGCUAAAGCAGAUUCUAAGAGGGUGUACAACUCUGCUUCGACUCUUGGUGUAAAUGACCUUUGGACAUAUUUGGAAUCUGAGUUGUCUGGUGACAUUAAACUACUCACCGAGAAGCUCGAGAAGGUCUUGCAAACACAACCGCGUGGAAUAUUGAAAAGCGGACGUGGUGAUUUACAACAGCAGGGUAAUCGAAAUUCACACAUCAGUGUUGAUGAUAGUCCCCUAGAAAGGGGAAUGGAGGACGUGAGCUCCUCUUCUGAAUCAAUGGGUGAAAGUGAUACAGAAGAGGAAGACUAUGAUGAUGAUCAAAGUGACGAAGAAAGUGAACCCGGUUGGGAGACAGCCAGUGCUGAGGAUGAAAUAGACGGGUCGAAGGACGUUGGCACAUCUGACGAAAGUGAUUAUGAAUCGCCUGACGAUGGUCUCGAUGACACAAGUAUGGAUAAACGUGAUAAAGCAACAAAAGACCGUUUCUUUAAAAUGGAAGAGAUGGAAGAAUUUGCCAAUGGCGAAAUUGAAGAUGAGGAUGACUUUAACUAUUUCGAGUCCCUAGGUGAAGAAUCUGAUGAUUCGAAACCGGCUGUCGACAUGAUGUACGAUGACUUCUUCAAGGAACCUAGCGAGGACGGUGAUGAAGCAGAGGCUCUGCAUUGCUCCCGGGACCUUGAAGGCCUGGAUGCGGAUGAACGUGAAAUGGAGCUUUUGCUCCAGAGAGUUGAAGAGGAUGGAGAAUCUGAGGAUGAAUAUAGUGACCGUGACGAAUCGGAGUUGGUAGACUUUGAUCACAACAUUGAUCCUGAACGAGAAAGGCAGAUGGAUGAUGUUGACGACGACGAUGACCAAAUAUCGCAAGUUGAGAAAGACCUCAUUGCUGAGAAGCACUGGAGUUUAAUGGGCGAAGCUAGUGCUCGCAAAAGAGCGAGGAACAGUUUGUUAGACCUAGACCUUGAAUUGCCACAGAAUUCCGCCUUUAUACAUGCUGAGGCCGCAGGAGAGAUGGAUGGUGUUGUAGAGGAUGAUACCAUGGGACUUGAGGAGAAUCAGGAUGUUCCCAUAGAAAUUAUCAUACAGCAGCGCAUAAAAGCGGAGGUGUUCGACAACAUAGAGCGAAAGAUUGCACCAGAGGACCAGUUAGAGGCCAUUGAGCGGCUUAAGCAAAAGCGUAACAAGAUGAAUCAGGGAGCGGUAGAAAUCGAUUUUAACAAAAGCAAAAUGGGCCUUGGUGAUGUAUAUGCUCAACGUUACCAAGAAAUGUUUAUGGCUACAGACAAGUUAGACGCCCAUAAACAGAAGCUAGCUGAAGAUUUUGGGAAGAUUAUGUUCAAGUUAGACUCCCUGUGCAACUACCACAUUGUACCAAAACGUGUAAGUGAAGCGGAAAAGAAUAAGAACGUUGCAUCCAUUACUGUGGAGGCACCUAUAAACGUGGUUCCCGCUAGCCGGCACAAUGACGUCACGGACAUAUCGGAGGGCAACAAGCUUAGCAGAACCGCUAAGAAGCGUAAAUUCACGAACAAGAUCAAGGCAUUGCUAAAGAGCGGUAAAGCAACAGUCGAGGACAUUAAACGUAUGAAGCAAAAGAUGGUCGAGCGCAACCGUCAAAAGAUAGAAGACAUGCGAUCGGUUAAAGCCACUGGUCAAACAAAGGAGCGUGGAGCGAGGGAACAAAAACCGAGCGGUAGAGUGAAAAUUGCAGAGCUCAUGAACCGGCGUAAAUAAAAAUACGA